CGAACGCUGAGAGUUCUCGGAGACGGUCGCGGCUCCAAACGAAGAAGAAGAACCAUCAGGCGUAGCGCUGCAGUCGACUGAAUGUCCAAGGGCUGUUUUUAUUUGAAUCUUUUUUCGCCCAAUUAUUUUGUGCCUAGUUUCUGCAUCUUGCAGAAGAAAUUUUUUUGUCAUUUUAGAUGCAUUUUGUAUUGCUAUAGGCUGUAAGAUUGCUAGUUUUGAGUAUUAGAAUUGGUCUCUGUGGAGAUUUUUUCUGGUUGGUCGAGGCUUGUUAGAUUUGUCGCCAUUGAAGUGGCGGGAGGAAUCUAACAGUGGUCUUGGCACUUGUCUGUGCGCCUUUGAUUUUGGAAUAUCUGGUUUUGUUCUGUUGCAAAUUUUGUUCACGGAGGGAGGAUUCUAGGAAUUUUGUGCAAAGAUUUUGGUGUUUGUGUAUGUAAUGAUGUUUCUGGUUUGCUGAAGGAGUCUCAAUUUUGAAUUUUCGAAUUCUUUUGAGAUUUGAUUGCCGGUAACUGGGUGGGUUUUGUGUGUGUGGGGGAAACUGAGAAUGGCGGGGAAUGAAUGGAUAAAUGGAUAUUUGGAGGCAAUUCUGGACUCCGGAACCGGAUUUGCAGAGGAGAGUAAGCCUGCUCUGACGCUGCGUGAGAGGGGAACCUUCAAUCCCACGAAAUACUUUGUUGAGGAAGUCGUCUCCGGCUUUGAUGAAUCCGACCUCCAUCGGACAUGGAUAAAGGUGGUGGCCAUGCGAAACACCAUGGAACGUAACAACAGAUUGGAAAAUAUGUGCUGGAGGAUUUGGCACCUGGCACGUAGAAAGAAGCAGCUCGAGUGGGACGAUGCGCACAGACUUGCAAAGAGACGAAUUUUACGUGAACAAGGCCGGAAGGAUGCGACGGAGGAUAUGUCGGAGGAUUUAUCCGAGGGAGAAAAAACUGAUAUUCCCGCCAUUGCCGAAACUCCAAAACGCGCAUUUUCCAGAAACUUCUCGGACUUGCAGGUGUGGUCCGAUGAAAAUAAAUCAAAGCGCCUCUACAUUGUGCUCAUCAGUUUGCAUGGUUUGGUGAGAGGAGAUAACAUGGAAUUAGGGAGAGAUUCUGACACGGGUGGGCAAGUUAAAUAUGUUGUGGAAGUUGCAAGGGCACUGUCAAUGAUGCCUGGAGUGUAUCGUGUUGAUUUGUUCACAAGACAGAUCUCCUCUCCAGAUGUUGAUUGGAGUUAUGGUGAGCCAACAGAAAUGUUGGCCCCAGGAUCAUACGAUGCUGAUGGUCAUGAUGGAGGGGAGAGCAGUGGUGCAUAUAUCAUAAGGAUUCCUUUUGGCCCAAGAGAUAAGUAUAUUCGCAAGGAGUUACUAUGGCCAUACAUUCAAGAAUUUGUAGAUGGGGCAUUAGCUCACAUUCUCAACAUGUCUAGAGUACUUGGAGAGCAAAUUGGUGGAGGGGAAUCAGUUUGGCCUUAUGUCAUUCAUGGCCACUAUGCAGAUGCAGGGGAUAGUGCAGCUCUCUUGUCAGGAGCGCUGAAUGUUCCAAUGGUUCUUACUGGUCAUUCCCUUGGGCGAAAUAAACUUGAGCAACUUUUGAAACAAGGAAGACAGUCAAGAGAGGACAUUAAUACAACUUACAAAAUAAUGCGCCGAAUUGAAGCAGAAGAAUUAUCCAUGGAUGCUGCAGAGCUUGUCAUUACAAGUACAAAGCAAGAAAUCGAUGAGCAAUGGGGUUUAUAUGAUGGUUUUGAUGUCAAACUUGAAAAAGUUUUGAGAGCACGUGCAAGGCGAGGAGUGAAUUGUCAUGGUCGUUACAUGCCACGGAUGGUGGUUAUACCACCUGGAAUGGAUUUCAGCAAUGUGAUUGUUCAAGAAGAACCUCCAGAUGCUGAUGGAGACCUUGCAGCAUUGAUCAAUGAUGAUGGUAACCUAUCUCCUAGAGCCCUACCAACUAUAUGGUCUGAGAUAAUGCGUUUUUUCUCAAACCCACACAAACCGAUGAUUCUUGCUUUAUCUCGACCAGAUCCAAAGAAGAAUAUUACUACCCUUGUGAAAGCAUUUGGAGAGUGUCGUCCAUUACGUGAGCUUGCCAAUCUGACAUUGAUAAUGGGGAACAGAGAUGAUAUAGAUGAAAUGUCUGGGGGUAAUGCAGCUGUUCUCAUAACUGUUUUGAAGAUGAUAGAUAAGUAUGACUUAUAUGGACAAGUUGCCUACCCUAAACAUCAUAGGCAAUCCGAUGUUCCAGAAAUUUAUCGCCUUGCUGCAAAAACCAAGGGGGUGUUUAUUAAUCCAGCUCUGGUGGAACCCUUUGGUCUCACUCUCAUUGAGGCAGCUGCACAUGGGUUGCCCAUGGUCGCAACAAAGAAUGGAGGGCCAGUGGACAUACACAGGGCUCUCAACAAUGGGCUGUUGGUCGAUCCACAUGAUCAGCAGGCUAUAGCUGCUGCAUUACUAAAGCUUGUGGCAGACAAGAACUUAUGGAAUGUCUGCCGUCGCAAUGGAUUGAAAAACAUCCAUCGCUUUUCAUGGCCAGAACACUGCAGGACAUAUUUGUCAAGGGUAGCUUUAUGUAGGAUGAGGCAUCCGCAGUGGCAAACUGACAACCCAACAGAUUCUAAUGUGGAUGAAUCUAUGGGUGAUUCAUUGAAAGAUGUACAAGACAUGUCUCUCAGGCUUUCAAUUGAUGGUGAGAGAUCUUCUAUAAAUGGCUCUGUGGAUAACUCUGGGGAACUUGAAAAACUACUUGCAGCAAAAGGCAAUCCAGAAAUAUCUAGCCAGGUCCAAAAACUUUUAGGUAAAUUGAAAAGGUUGCCUCCAUCAGAAGAAAAUGAGCCAAAGGUCCCAUCAAAUAAUGUAGCCGUCCAAAACAAAUACCCUGCACUUCGAAGGAGGAAUAGAAUUUUUGUUAUAGCUGUAGACUGCUAUGACGAAGAUGGUAAAACUUCUCCCCGUAUGUUAGAAAUCAUUCAGGAGGUAUUCAAAUCUGUGCUCUCUGAUCCAACAACAGCAAGGUUUGUUGGUUUUGUGCUAUCAACAGCACUAACUAUUGAUGAGACUCUCAAGAUGUUGGGUUCAGGAAAUAUACAGCCACAGGAGUUUGAUGCUUUUAUCUGCAGCAGUGGUAGUGAAAUCUACUACCCAACUACUCCAGGUUAUCCCGAUGAUGGAUCAGAUAAGAAAGUGAGUUUUGAUGCAGAUUAUGAAUACCACAUCGACUACCGAUGGGGUGCAGAAGGGUUGAGGAAAACAAUCUCCAAAUUGACAGCUCAUGAAGGGGAUGGCCAACAAAAGCAUAGUCGUGUCAUUUUUGAAGAUGCAGAGCACAGCAAUGCACAUUGCCUUUCCUAUGUUGUGAAGGACUCCACCAAGGUCCGGAAAGUAGACGAACUUCGUCAAAGUAUGAGAAUGCGGGGAUUAAGGUGCCAUCUAAUGUAUUGCCGUAAUUCUACACAAAUGCAUGUCAUUCCACUUCUUGCUUCACGCUCUCAAGCUUUGAGGUAUUUAUUUGUUCGAUGGGGAGCAGAGGUAUCAAAAAUGCUUGUUUUUGUGGGAGAAACUGGUGAUACUGAUUAUGAAGAAAUGUUGUCAGGGUCACACAAAUCCAUAAUUUUGAAAGGGGCAGUAGAAUUUGGUUCUGAAAAGCUAUUACGUAGCAGUGGAAGUUAUCAAAGAGAUGACAUUGUCCCUUCUGAAAGCCAAAACAUAGUUUCAACUGAAGAUGGAUAUAGUUGUGAAGCUAUUUUGAAUGCAAUGAAGAAUUUAGGACGUAAAUAAGAAGGAUUUUUUAACCCUUCUUAAAUGGACUUUAUUAUUCUUCUAUUUUCCUCAUAAUAUAAGAAGGUUAAUACUUAUAUAUAUAGAAUAUUCUACUUCUAUUACCUCUCUCUUCAUAUGUUUAAGAAAAGCAUACAAUUUCACUGAUGGUUGUUUUCUUAAAGGUUCUUAUCUUUUCUUACUAUUUCUCUCCUUAUUUAGGCGAGGAAUUAAGAGAAUUAUAUUUCCCACGUCUUAUUAUGGGAAAUGAUGUUGUCAACGCUUAAAAAGCAGGCAAUCUUGUAAGACAUGUAAUAUUGUUGUAAACGGUGAAGAUCGUGUAUCAAUUUUUUAUUUUAUUUUGUAAGUA
Cryptomeria japonica (Japanese cedar) is the source of this 4097-nucleotide messenger RNA. RefSeq names its product probable sucrose-phosphate synthase 2. The coding region runs from base 542 to 3748 and encodes 1068 amino acids. Gene Ontology annotation, molecular function: sucrose-phosphate synthase activity; sucrose synthase activity. The transcript is spliced from 13 exons. The record is from RefSeq and is a predicted model, not a curated record. Lineage: Eukaryota; Viridiplantae; Streptophyta; Pinopsida; Cupressales; Cupressaceae. Gene Ontology annotation, biological process: sucrose metabolic process.